AUGGCCAUUACCGUCGAGCACACUCGCUAUGACAACCGCAUCAUAUACACCGUCGACUUUCACGGGAACGAAAUCAACGUCACUGUUACGGCCAAAGCUUCCGUCGUCAGAAAGUGGCUCUCCACCACGCUCUUUUUUCGCCGCCGCGACCUCUUCGAAAACCGUUUCGUUGUUGGACUCGGCGUCCAAUGGACUCCCGGCGGAAGAGAAUUGCCAGAUCCUCCGGCGGAUACUUUGCAGCUUUGUGUCGGUAGCCGGUGCCUCAUCUUUCGACUCCGUGUACCGUUGAUCCUCCGGAAGUUCCUCCUAAACCCUAACCACACCUUUGUUGGAUUUUGGAACUCUUUGGAUAGGAAUAAGCUCGAGUCUUCAGAGCACAGGUUGCGUAUGUACGAGGAUCCUAUUGAUCUGAGGAGGCACGUAGGUGAGGACCUAAGACAGGCUUCCGUGAGGGACAUUGUGGAAGACGUUCUCGGCUAUGAAGUGGAGCGGGGAACGGAGAUAAGCAGGAGCAAUUGGGGCAAAGUGAUUCUUAGCCACAAGCAGGUAAGGUAUGCAACCGUGGAUGCUUACUGUGCGUUCCUCAUCGGGAAGCUUAUAAGAGCUUGA
Gastrolobium bilobum is the source of this 609-nucleotide messenger RNA. RefSeq lists its product as uncharacterized. The transcript has a single exon. Gene Ontology annotation, molecular function: nucleic acid binding; 3'-5' exonuclease activity. NCBI's taxonomy places the organism in Eukaryota, Viridiplantae, Streptophyta, Magnoliopsida, Fabales, Fabaceae. The record is from RefSeq and is a predicted model, not a curated record. Gene Ontology annotation, biological process: nucleobase-containing compound metabolic process. Gene Ontology annotation, cellular component: cytoplasm; nucleus. The coding region runs from base 1 to 609 and encodes 202 amino acids.